CUUACCAAGGCCAAAAUAAUUCAGAUUUUGUUCAAACCAGCAUGAGUCUCGAAAACGUUACGUGUCCUGCCUCAAAUGGCACAUUUUUAUGUCUUUCACCAUAUUUUUCAUAGAAUAUAACAUGUCAUUUACCAUGAUAUAUAUCGUAUGCUUAUUAUGUUUCAUUCUUUUUUUUUUCGUAAUGUGUUUUUGUUGGUAUGUAACAGUUUUGUUUACUGAAGAACAAGAAGCCCUAGUUGUUAAAUCAUGGAAUGUCAUGAAAAAGAACUCUGCUGAACUAGGUCUCAAGUUGUUCUUGAGGAUAUUUGAGAUUGCACCAACAGCAAAGAAAAUGUUCUCUUUUGUAAGGGACUCGAACGUUCCCUUGGAGCAAAACCCAAAGCUCAAAGCCCAUGCUAUGUCUGUUUUUGUAAUGACGUGUAAAUCAGCUGCUCAGCUUAGAAAAGCAGGGAAAGUAACUGUUGGUGAGUCUACCUUGAAGCAUAUGGGGUCAGUCCACCUAAAAUAUGGAGUUGUAGAUGAACAUUUUGAGGUGACUAGAUUCGCGUUGCUGGAAACAAUAAAAGAGGCGGUUCCAGAGAUGUGGUCGCCGGAGAUGAAGAAUGCUUGGACGGAAGCUUUUAAUCAGUUGGUUGCUGCUAUUAAGGCUGAAAUGAAGCCUUCAUCUACAGCUUAAGUUCACUUGGAAAAUAAACUUGCUUUUGACACUAUAUAAGUUCAUUUUUAUACACAAUAUAAUGUUUCAUACUCCAUAAUCAAUAAUGUACAAUUGUUGUAUAAUAUAUAUUCCGUCUUACAUUCGAAUAACCAAUAUCAUCAUUAUUUCUUUUGUUGUAAAUCUCUUAAACUUUAUCGGAUCAUAUAACAUUAGAUCGAAUAUGUAUAUGACAUGAAGACAUACGUUGCUACAAGUCUACAAUCAUUAAG
Molecule: messenger RNA, 927 nt
Organism: Chenopodium quinoa (quinoa)
Lineage: Eukaryota; Viridiplantae; Streptophyta; Magnoliopsida; Caryophyllales; Amaranthaceae
Product: non-symbiotic hemoglobin 1-like
Exons: 4
Coding region: 89-676 (195 amino acids)
Molecular function (GO): oxygen binding; heme binding
Source: RefSeq, a predicted model, not a curated record